CAGUCGGUCGGUCCUCCACAGGCUCUUCUCUUCUUCUUCUUCUUCUGCUGUGUAAGUCCAAACAGGAAGUGAUAAUCUUCUUAUUGCGGUUUGGGAGCCACGUGACCAGAUGAUGACGUCACUCUGAGCUCCUCCAAUUAGCAGGCUAGUGACGUGUUUGUCUGUGACGUAACAGAGCUAAGAAGACAGGUAGUGACGUCAGAUCAAACUCAAUGUAAAGUUAGCCACAACACUGGUUAGAGCUUCCGGUACAGCCCUUCACAAUAAGACUCGUUCAGAGUCAGAAUAAUGUCGCGCCAGCGUUUAGGCUUUUAUUUUGAAACUCGUCCCCGGAAGCGCCCGGUGAUGUUUGAAGUCUGUUAUCAGAACAAAUCGUUAGCCGAGUGUCGGUAACGGAACCAGAACCGACACAGGUUCGUUCUGUAAACAAAGCAGGGAUGGACCGACACCGCGAGCAGCCGAAUGUGGAAGAACCGGGUCCGAAGGCGCGAGGAACAGACCUGCAGCUGUCUGUGAGUCAUGACGAAGAGUGGAACCCCUGUCUGGACCAGGAGGAACCACCAGAACCCCAGGAAGAGCCACCAGAAACCCCACAUAUUAAAGAGGAACAGGAGGAGGUGUGGUGUGGUCAGGUGGAGUUCACUCAUGUUCAUGUGAAGAGUGAAGAUAAUGAAUGUUCAGACGUCCAGCAGCUGACAGCAAGUAAAGAAGAGGUUCCCCCUAGUCCAGGCCAGGAGGAGCCAGCAGAACCUCCACACAUUAAAGAGGAGCAGGAGGAGGUGCAGGGAGGCCAGGAGGAGGUGCGGAUCAGUCAAGAGGAGGUGUGGCCUCAGUCAGCAUUGAACUCUCUGAACAUCGUUGAACUUCCUGUCUGCGGCUCGAGGCGUCAGACCAUGAAGAAACCGUUCAGGUGCUCUGAGUGUGGGAAGAUGUUCGGCCGCAGUCCACACCUGAAGAUCCACAUGAGGACUCACACCGGAGAGAGACCGUUCAGCUGCUCGUUCUGCGGGAAGAGCUUCACUCAGAAAGUCAACCUGACGUAUCACAUGUCUGUCCACACCGGGGAGAAACGCUUCAGCUGCCGACUCUGUGGCGAGCGUUUCACCUGGUACACGCAGCUCAAAGGUCAUCGGUGUGUUUGUGAGUCCUCGCAGAGCGACACGAGCAGAGAGGCCGAGGCUGGAGAGAAAACCUUCAGCUGCUCCGAGUGUGGCAAGAUCUUCAGCCGCAAGGACAACCUGAACAUCCACAUGAGGAUCCACACCGGAGAGAGACCGUUCAGCUGCUCCGUGUGCAGGAAGAGCUUCAAACAUGGAGGUCACCUGACGCAGCACCUGUCCGUACACACCAAAGAAAACCGGUUCAGCUGCAGCAUCUGCGACAGGAGGUUCACCUGGCUGUACCAGCUGAAGAGACACAGGUGUGUUGAAGAGUCCUCACAGCUUCAGGACGAGUUCACAGCUACACCCAUCUCCGUGAAGACAACCGAGGAUGAUGACGAGGAGGAGAUGUCUCAGUCCUCACAGCUUCAAACAGAACCGGACCAGAACUCAGAUGCAGGUCCUCAUUUAACACCUGAUACUGAUGACUGGACGAGGAGUCCAAACAACAGCCUUGGUCCCAUCAGGAAGACUUUCAGCUGCUUCGAGUGUGGGAAAAUAUUCGGCCGCAAAGAACACCUGCAGACCCACGAGAGGAUCCACACUGGAGAGAGACCGUUUAGCUGCUCGCAGUGCGGGAAGACGUUCGGCUGCAAGAGGUCGCUGCUCGGUCACAUGACCAGUCACACGGGAGAGAAACCGUUCAGCUGCUCACAGUGCGGGAAAAGAUUCGGCCGGAUGGUCAACCUGAAGACGCACGAGAGACUUCACACGGGCGAACGGCCGUUCAGCUGCCCGUUCUGUGGUAAAGGUUUCACACAGAAGGUCCACAUGACGCAGCACAUGGCCGUCCACACCGGGGAGAAACAGUUCAGCUGCAGCGUUUGCAACAAGAAGUUUACCUGGCUCUCCGGCUUCAGGCGACACAAGUGUGGCAGCGAGCAGGUGGAGCUUGAGGAGAACCUGGAUGUGGAACCGGGCGGGAAACCGUUUUGCUGCCGUCAGUGCGGCAACCGGUUCAAUCACAAACACAACCUGAAGGCUCACCUGAGGAUCCACAGCGGAGAGAAACCCUUCAGCUGCACUGUGUGCAGGAAAGGCUUUGCCGCCAGCGGCGCACUAAAGAAGCACCUGAGGACACACUCAGGGGAGAAACCGUUCACCUGCUCCGUGUGCAGUGUCCGGUUCACGCAGGGCGGGAACUUGAAGCGUCACAUGGCCCAGCACAUGGUGGGAACACGAGAGAAACCUUUCAGCUGCUCCGUCUGCGCCAAGAGCUUCACACAAGUGUCAAACAUGAAGCGUCACAUGAUGCAGCACACCGCCACUGAGACAGGAAGUGAGGCUGCCAUCAGGUCGGAUCAGCAGGAAGUCACUGACUGAAAACCAUCUGACAGCUGAUCUGUAUAAAUCAAUGAUCUAUGAAUAAAAGAGUUUUAUUGUGUCCACACAGUUAUUCUUUAACAGUUCCUCUUUAAGCCCCCAGAACAAAUGACCAUCACAGAACUCCGCUUCCUGUAUACUAUGAGACGUUUAUAGUUUAAUCUGAGUUGUUUGUAGUUUAGUCUGACAUGUUUGUAGUUUAGUCUGACAUGUUUGUGGUUUAAUCUGGCAUGUUUGUAGUUUUUUAAACUGACUUUGACUGCAACACGUUUCCUUCAUAAGAACAAACACCAGUUCAGCUGGACGAGAGACAAACAGUCAGUUUA
Molecule: messenger RNA, 2809 nt
Organism: Larimichthys crocea (large yellow croaker)
Lineage: Eukaryota; Metazoa; Chordata; Actinopteri; Sciaenidae
Product: oocyte zinc finger protein XlCOF7.1
Exons: 3
Coding region: 438-2483 (681 amino acids)
Biological process (GO): regulation of transcription by RNA polymerase II
Cellular component (GO): nucleus
Molecular function (GO): RNA polymerase II cis-regulatory region sequence-specific DNA binding; DNA-binding transcription activator activity, RNA polymerase II-specific
Source: RefSeq, a predicted model, not a curated record